Molecule: messenger RNA, 1476 nt
Organism: Ilyonectria robusta
Lineage: Eukaryota; Fungi; Ascomycota; Sordariomycetes; Hypocreales; Nectriaceae
Exons: 7
Source: RefSeq, a predicted model, not a curated record
UACCGAACAAGGACAUUGAUGGAGACAUACUCCCUUACAGGCCUUGAUAGGUUCAUUUCCACCACUGGACGACAAAACAUUUCUUUCUCCUUCGAUGGGCCGGACAUCAAACAACGCAUUGACAGAUUCCACCAGUUGGAUGCUGUCUGGGCAUUUGCUAGACCGCUACUUGAACCCUUUGACUUUUCUCUCGUUGUUCGAGGUGGAGAGGAAGGCUUUGCAGCAGUUGUCGAAGGGAGUUAUAACCUGUACGCGCCUGGGGCCCCGCCGUCCGGCUACACAGAUGGAUUGCAAGCAGCGUUUCACAUAAGCGAGGCGUAUAAAAUGUCACCACUUCUGUUGUCGACCAUUUUCUCCAGAAACUACACCCAAUUCGAAGAGGAGAUCUCGACAGGAGAGAAAUUAACUGCUGUGUACGAUGCUGUAUUGGACCUCACAGUGAUCUUCAACCCUAAUACCAGUCUUCCUUACAUCAUCCGCUCAUAUGAGAAUCACAAAUUCUUCGGCCGAUCCACACACGACCUACUGGUUCAUGAGUAUAUAGAGAUCGCAGGCGUUAUGUUUCCCCAACGGCUCAAGACCAUCUACAAUGGGGAUUUGCUCCUAAUGGAUUAUGUUGCUGACGAAGUGUUGAUUAACCAAGUCGCGGAUCUGGCAUUCUUCAACGGCCCUGAAGGCUUCACGGCAUCAAACACACCUGCUCGCCACGACUCCUACGACUUUUCUGAGAUUGGGGAGUAUUCAGCCAGCUACAUGUGGACGGGACAAUAUACCGGGACAUUGGCAAAUCUUUCUGCAGCCAGUCCGUACCCAGACCUUCCAGGGGCAUGGGUUCUGACCUUCCAGGACGCACCUACGUAUCGACAGAUGGUUUUGGAGUUGGACGACUCCGUUAUCGUAUUUGAUGCACCAGCGCAUCAAAGCAUCUUAGUGAUACAGUGGGUCAAAGAAACCCUGGGGAAAUCUAUAACACGUGUUUGGCCAUCCCAUCACCACCACGAUCACGCUUUGGGAAUAGCAGACUACGUAGCUCAUGGAGCGAAAAUUAUCAUUAUCGAACAAGCUCGGGAUUACUAUUCGAACAUACCAGGGAGCCAAUUUCUUACUUACACAACUAACACUCCAAUGGUUCUCAAUGGUACCACCAUGCAAGUGACUUUCACGCAUAUGAACGGAUCAAUCCAUGCUUUCGACCACAGCUAUGCCCACAUCUCACCAUCGUGUACGAUCGUCAACAGCACCUCGCUGAUCUUCGAUGCGGAUCAUGCAAAUCCACUCGUCUUGGAUGUCGGAGACCAUGGAGGUAUACUUGAAUUAGUUGAUAGAAUGGCAGAUGACCGAGUUGCCAGCGAAACAAUAGUUGUCAGUGCUCAUGCUGACCCAACUCCUCUAAAGGUCUUCGUCGAGGCAAUAGGAUACCGUUACCCGGAUUAUUCUACACUAGAAUACAAAUUCGGAGUUUCUGUAUGCUCUUAA